ACUGUCUCAAGUUCCAGGGAGGCUCAUAAUUUCUCUUCUUCCUCUUCUAUAAUCUGAAAAGUGAUGGCUUCUGAAGUGGUGAACCAGAGUUCUGCUACCACAUUCAUCUUGGUUGGUUUCUCAGAAUAUCCACAGCUCCAAAUACCCCUCUUCCUCCUGUUCUUGACCAUCUACUCAGUGACAUUGAUGGGGAACCUGGGCAUACUUGUGGUUAUAAAGAUCAAUCCCAAACUUCACACACCCAUGUACUUUUUCCUCAGCCAACUUUCAUUUUUAGAUAUAUGUUAUUCUAGUGUAUUUACACCCAAACUUCUGCAAAUCUUGAUCAUGGAAGAUAGGACCAUUUCUUUCAAAGGAUGCAUGAUACAAUUUUUCUUUAUUUGCACAUUUGUGAUUACAGAAAUGUUCAUGUUAGCAGUGAUGGCCUAUGACAGAUUUGUGGCUGUUUGUAAUCCCCUACUCUACACAGUUGUAAUGCCUCUCCAAUUCUGUGCUCUGCUAGUAGCUGGGACAUACAUGAUUGGAGGAUUAUGUGCUGUGAUACUCAUAUAUACUCUUUUGCAACUAUCAUAUUGUGAAUAUGGCAUCAUCAAUCACUUUGGCUGUGAAUACUCUGCUGUCAUCUCUGUGUCUUGCUCUGACUCCUCCUUUAGCCAGCUGACAUGCUUAGUCAUUUCUAUACUUAGUGAAUCUUCCAGUGUCCUGAUCACCUUAGCCUCAUAUGUGUUCAUAGUUGUCACUAUUAUAAAGAUGCCUUCCAAAGGAGGACUACGAAAAGCCUUCUCUACCUGUACGUCCCACCUGACUGCUAUAACAAUCUUCCAUGGGAUUAUUCUCCUUCUAUAUUGUGUUCCCAACUCAAACAGCUCACGGCUCUUUGUCAAAGUAGCCACUGCUCUUUACACAGUCAUGAUCCCUAUGCUGAACCCCCUUAUCUAUAGCCUUAGAAAUAAGGAUGUGAAGGACACAGUCAGGAGACUUUUCAGCUCAAAACUGCACUCUCACUUGACAUAAUUAUGAAUAGUGUAAUGUUUGUGUGUGUGUGUGUGUGUGUGUGUGUAUGUCAUGGUGAGACACAGGAAGAGGCACA
Molecule: messenger RNA, 1090 nt
Organism: Grammomys surdaster
Lineage: Eukaryota; Metazoa; Chordata; Mammalia; Rodentia; Muridae
Product: olfactory receptor 5D18-like
Exons: 1
Coding region: 64-1014 (316 amino acids)
Biological process (GO): G protein-coupled receptor signaling pathway; sensory perception of smell
Cellular component (GO): membrane
Molecular function (GO): G protein-coupled receptor activity; odorant binding; olfactory receptor activity
Source: RefSeq, a predicted model, not a curated record